GGUCUCUUUCCAAACUUCUAAGGUUACAAUCAGAAUUUAGUUUGUAAUAAAAGCUAGAAGUAAAGAUGCAAGGUUUUCUUUUUGUUCAGUAUUUUAAAAUUCAAUAAUUUCCUCAAAAUGAUUUGAAUCUAGUAUCAUUUAUGUUAUUCUCAUGCUUUUGUUGUUUGUAAUUGCUGUGUGUUCAUGUAAAUUUAAUUUAAUUUUAACUACAUUAUAAUCGUGUAUGUGAUGAAAGUGCUCAGACAUGCUUAUGCAUGUAGCCUUGUACACUCCAUAAGUGCUCAGACAUGCUUAUGUAUAUAGCCUUGUACUCUCCAUAAGCAGUCAAAAUCUCCAAUGAUUAUUUUCAAUUCAAUUUAUAAUUAUGCUACCAAUACAUAUUUGUUCAACGAAUGUAGUUUUAUACUCUUCCAAGGUGGUCAAAAUCCCAAAUCUUUAUUUUUGGUUUAUAAUUGUGUUGCUAUGAAUGGAAUGUGUCAAUGUUUUUUGAAGUUAAUUAAAGUAUGGUGUUAAGGUUCUUUGCACUAGGAAGAAGAUUGUAUCAAGUAAGUACUUUCUGGGCUCUAGAUUUGGGCAUAUCUGCACUUGAAAUGUUUUCUGAGAGAGCAGUAUGUGUUCUCCUUAUCUUCAGACAAAUUUUGUUUUGGAUUAUGAUUGCAUCGCUUAGGUACUUUCCAUGGCUCUUGAUUUGAGCCUAUCUUCACGUAGAAAGGUUCUUUUUUUUUUGGUUGAGAGUAAUAUGCAUUCCCAUAAUAUCUUCACAAGAUUUAUUUGCACUAGCAAUGUGAGUUCUGUAGCAUUUUAUCUCAAUCAUCUGAUUUGCUCCUUGAGAACCAUUAGGUGCCAGCAUAAUGACACAAUGGCUAAAUCAUUUGAAGGACUGCAUUAAAUGCUAAAAGAUGAAUCACCUAGGCUAAAGCAUGAAGGACCUGGUCUUUUAUCUAUGGCAAUUGCUGAUCGUGACAAUGUAGGUUCUCAAUUCAUUAUCACCUUCAAGGCUAAUCACCAUCUUGACGGAAAGUGUGUAGUUUUUGGGAAGCUUGUGCUAGGAAAUGAAGUGCUGAAGAAAAUUGAAAAUGUGGGUGAUGAGAAGGGAUUACCAACUGUAACAGUGAAAAUAAUUAAUUGUGGUGAAGUUGAGAAAAGGAAAAUUAAGUUGAAAACAGGAAAAGAUGCUUCUUCUGAUGCUAACAGUCAUGAAGUGCGACGAAAGGGGAAGCAUAAGAAGUUUUCCAGAGACAAAAGGAAGAAGAGAAGAAGACAUUAUUCAUCUGAUUCAGAGAGUUCCUCAGAUUCUGAAACAGAAUCAUCUGAAUCUGAUAGUGAUUCUGACUCUUAUCUGUCAUCAUCCUCUGACAUUAGUUCUUCAAGUGAUGACAGGAGCAAAAAGAGGAAGAGAUCUUCUAAACGAGAAAAAUAUAGGCGUGGAAAAAGAAGAGAUAGACGACGUGAAAAAAAGAGAAAAAGGCGUGAUAAGAGAUCAAAGCAUAGAUCAAGAAGGGCUUUGGAUAGUCAUACAGAUGAUGACAGUGAGAGUAAAAGUGAAAGCAGCACUGAUAAUGAUGUUGAUGUGCAAGGAAAAGCGCAGAAGCAUAAAGACCUUUAUCAGAAAAGUGUUGGGAGUCAAUCCCUUUCAGCUGUAGAGAAAGAAAUUUGUCACAGUCAAAGGGAGAAUGCUGAUUUGUUUGUAAAGGAGCAUGAAGCUCUCAAGGAAAAUGGAGAGCAACAGAGCAAUGGCAUUGAAGAAGAUGCUAAAUCUGACGGAAGUGCAAAGAGACAACCUGAUGUGGUAGAUGAUCACCCAAGCAAAUCUAGGAGCCGAAGCAUGAGUCCUAAGAGGACUAUGAGUAAGAGUAUUAGUAUUAGUCCCAGGAGGAGUACAAGCCGGAGCCCAAGUCUCAGCCCAAGGCCUAGUGUGAGCAAGAGUCCACGUGUGAGUAGCAGUCCCCCACAUUUUGCUGAAAGAAAUGGAAGCAGGAGCCCUGUUAGAAGUAGGAGCAGAAGCCCUUCUAGAAGCAUCAGCAGAAGCCCUUUGAGGGGGAGAAAGAGUAGAAGCAUCUGUAGGAGCCCGGUUAGAACACAUUCUCAAAAAAGCAUUAGCAGGAGCCCUAUAAGAUCCCAGUCCCGAAGAAGCCCAAGUAGGAGCCCACCCAGACCAACCAGAAAAUCAAUUAGCAGAAGCCCUGUUAGACUUUCAAAAAGAAGCAUAAGUAGAAGUCCUGCAAGAUCUCGGAGAAGCAUUAGCAGAAGUCCUGUAAGAUCUUCUCAGAGAAGCAUUAGUAGAAGUCCUGUAAGAUCUUCUCAGAGAAGUAUAAGUAGGAGCUCUGGUAGGGCUCCUCCUAAGAGAAGCAUCAGCAGAAGUCCAUUAAGGCAACCACCAAGUAGGAAGUAUCGUCGUAGUUAUUCAAGGAGCCCCAUCACUGUGAGAAGGGUAAGGUCGCCUCCUCCUGAUCGAGGUAGAAGUUUAUCGAGAAGCAUUUCCCCUGAUGGAUCAAUUAAGCGCAUCAGAAGGGGCCGAGGCUUCAGUGAGCAUUACUCCUAUGCACGGCAAUACAGAACCCCCGCUCCAGAUCGUUCUCCUGUGAGGUCCAAUCGUUAUGGUGGCAGAAUUGAUCAUGACAGGUAUUCAAGUUACAGGAGGUAUUCACCUAGGCGUUAUAGAAGCCCACCAAGAGGAAGAACUCCUCCAAGGUAUAGAGGCAGAAGAAGCCGGACACGAAGUCCAUCCAUAUCACCUAGUCCUCGGUACCGAAAUCGUCGAUACAGUCGUAGCCACAGCAUUAGCCCUAGUCGCAGUCAAACCCCUGUUCACAGCCGCUCUCCAGUUGAUGCGUCCAGAUCUCUAGCCUCUCCAAGGACAGGGAGGCGAAGGUCCCCUUCUCAGAGCAGGAGCCGAUCACAAUCAAGGUCCUCAUUGGACUCUCAGUCUCCAAAGAAGGCAAGCAAAUCAAGGUCAAGGUCAUCUUCUGGAAGUCCAAAUGAGGAAAGAGGGCUGGUCUCUUACGACGAUGGUUCACCGGACUCGGGAAGGUGAAUUAGGUGAAAUUUUGGGGAGAUUUUGGUAUUAGUCUUUGAUGAGCCCGUCUUCUCUAAGAUGCAGUGGACUCUGCAGUUUUACCAAAUUGUUUCUAGUUUGUUGUUGCCUGAAGUUGUGGUUAGUAAUUAAAUAUCUGAUUUUAGUAUUUUCAUUCAGGUUGUUCUUGGCCUGCUUUUAGGAUAUUAUUUAUAUAAAUAAUGAAUAGUGCGCUGAUUAUUAUAUUAGGGGUAGGAAUCUAUUUACUUUGUUAGUGCAGUAUCCUAAGAAUCUUCUGUAGUUGGAGUCAGGCAAUUUAUAUGCUAUGGAUGCGUUUAAUGUAUCAGAAAUUUUUCCUGCAAAUGAUGAUCGGAAACUAGUUCUUUACUAAAUUGCAGUGUAUGUUGC
Messenger RNA from Durio zibethinus, 3421 nucleotides. The record is from RefSeq and is a predicted model, not a curated record. NCBI's taxonomy places the organism in Eukaryota, Viridiplantae, Streptophyta, Magnoliopsida, Malvales, Malvaceae.